Dermatophagoides farinae (American house dust mite) is the source of this 1733-nucleotide messenger RNA. It is a transcript of the gene l(2)37Cd, whose product is annotated as general transcription factor IIIC subunit l(2)37Cd. Gene Ontology annotation, molecular function: RNA polymerase III type 1 promoter sequence-specific DNA binding; RNA polymerase III type 2 promoter sequence-specific DNA binding. Gene Ontology annotation, biological process: transcription initiation at RNA polymerase III promoter. NCBI's taxonomy places the organism in Eukaryota, Metazoa, Arthropoda, Arachnida, Sarcoptiformes, Pyroglyphidae. The record is from RefSeq and is a predicted model, not a curated record. Gene Ontology annotation, cellular component: transcription factor TFIIIC complex.
CGGUGAAUAUUCUGCCAUCUGAUGGAUAAAUUAUCCGAUAGAUUGUUGGAACACAUUUUUUUUUGCAAUCAAAUUGUUUUGUUUUUUUUCUUAUUCAAUUGAAUAAUGGAUCCGAAUCAAAAUCUGCAGCAAAUGUUUGUCAUCGAUAGUCCAGCGAAAAUUGUUAAUUUACAAAAUUUUUAUAAAUGUUGUGGUGGACUUAAUCAGAUUGGUCAAACAUUUAAAAAUGAACGUGAACGUCUUCGUUUUCGUUUUCGUCCAGAUGAUCCAAAUUCGAUACCAUUAUUUUCGGAUCGUAAACAAUCGAAAGAUUUAGUAUUGAAAGUUCGACGUAAACGUAGACCUGAUGGUACAUUCACUGAUUAUCAAUUCGAACCAUUUGGUAUUGUGAAUACAACAUUUCAUUUUGAAAAUUCGAUUUGUGACAUGCAAUUGUUACCCACUUCAAGUGAUCUGCGCAAUGAAUUCAUGAAAUCGGAUUUCAUUCUAAAUUGUGAUCCAGAUUUAUCCAUUAAAAAUGAUGAAAGUAUCACGAUGAUUAAACAAUAUUUUUAUUCACGUUUUUUUCAACCUAAACAAUUGAUUUCAAUGAUGCGUAAAGAUGUUGAAAAAGAUGACCAACAUCAAGAUUUAAUCCGUAGACUUCGUAAAUCACGUAAAGUGAAUUUCACCGUUGUACGAUGGGAUGAUGAAUCGGUACCACAGUCAUUACAAGAAGAAUAUCGAAAGGAUUUUGAUAAAAAUUUACUGCGUUCAGAAUUGGCACCUAAAGUUAAGGAAAAAUUCCAGGAAAGACCUUGUUGGUCAAGAUAUGGCUUGAUUUGUCAUCUGAAAUGUUCAUCACUGUUAUUACGAUAUGUUCUGCCUUAUACAACUUAUUAUUUUGAAAACGGGCCCUUUCGUGCCCUAUGGAUUCCAUAUGGCUAUGAUCCACGAAAAGAUCCAAAAGCGAAAAUUUAUCAAACAAUUGAAGCACGCGCUAAUCGUAAAAGUGAUAAUACAAUACACGCUAUCAAUCAAAUACCUAUGAAUCAAAAAGGACCAAUAUUCAAAGAUAAUACAAAUUCAUUUCUUGAUAAAUUUGGUACAAAGUCUUCUGCGGACAACAACAACGAUGAUAAUAACAUUGAUCCGAGUUAUUUAUUUCGUCCCGGACAAUUAUCAACAUUGAAACGUACCACAUUUCAAUUGUGUGAUGUAGAAAUUGAUGAAGUACAACAAAUUAUACAUGAAAAUGAUGGUCAAGAAUAUGAAUGUACCGAAAAAGAUGGAUGGCUAUCGAAAGGUUCUGUAGAUCGUAUUCGUGCUAUUAUGAAUCGUGAAUUGAAUCUUAUUAUAAAUGAUACAGAGUUAUUGAAUGAACAUCAUGUACCAACACUGGAUAUUGUGGAUGUUUUGCCUGAAAAUAUUGAAAUUAGUGAAGUUUAUGAUGAUGGUUUAGAGAUUUAUCAUCGUUGAAAAAUUCAACUCUUUGUGUUUACAACAAUUAAUCAAUUAUUAUCGUGAAAUCACAAGACACAAUACAAGUAAGUGAUCAACAGAAAAAACAUAUUAAUCAAAUGGUCAAAAAAACAACAACAACCAAAUGUUGUAUCUUCAUUUCCAUCCAUCUCUAAACUCAAGUUCUUCUUCUUCUUCGACAAUAAUUAAUUUUUACCGCUGAAAACAUGUUUUUUUCUUGCUUUACUCUAAUGAUCAACGAAAUAAAAUCUUGUCAUUUUUAAUCAUUAUCA